Sclerotinia trifoliorum is the source of this 1269-nucleotide messenger RNA. The record is from the annotation of a GenBank genome assembly. NCBI's taxonomy places the organism in Eukaryota, Fungi, Ascomycota, Leotiomycetes, Helotiales, Sclerotiniaceae.
UUAGGGAUGCACCGUCUAUCCUACGUAUACCGUUCGAAUGACAACAUGUACUGAGUAACGAAAUGUUAUAAAGUUGACGGAGGGAAGCUGGUGAAAUAGUCACAGUAUUGUCCUUUCUGCCUGUGGGUGUAUCUCCGUGGCUGGUAACAGUGACAAGUUAUAUAUCGCAGAUCUACUUAAACAUGUCUCUCAGAUCAAGACCCUUAAAUUUUCGAUAUUUCAAAGUCUCUUUUCCACAAGAGCGAAUCCUUCAGGUUACAUUGAAUAGACCUGAGAAGCUCAAUUGUAUCGAUCAAGCUACAAGCCGGGAAAUCCAAGAAAUAUGGGAGCUUUUUGAUCAAGAUGAAAGCUUAUGGGUCGGCAUUAUCACAGGCGUGGGAAGAGCAUUUUGCACUGGGGCCGAUCUGCAAGGUUAGAAGAUUCCGCUGUCCAUUCAUUUUUCAGUAUCAAAAUAUCUCUCAGGAUUGCACGAGAACUAAUCAAGAACAGAAUGGAACGAGAUGAACAGGGCAGGGGUUGUCAAUGACAUGUCUGCACCAGGUCUUGCAGGACUUCCACGUCGAAGUGGCAAAAAGCCGGUUAUUGCUGCAGUCAAUGGCAUAUGCAUGGGAGGGGGUUUUGAAAUGAUAACAAAUUGCGAUGUCGUAAUCGCUGCCUCCACAGCCGUGUUUUCUCUGCCCGAAGCGAAGCGUGGGAUAGUCCCUGUGGCAGGGUGUCUACCACGGCUAGUCCGCACACUUGGCCUGCAGCGCACCUCGGACCUGGUAUUAACUGGUAGAAACGUAAGUGCCAAGACGUUGAGUGAUUGGGGACUCAUCACUCGGAUAGCAGACUCUGGUACCGAUGUUGUCGACGUUGCAAUCCAAGUUGCUCAAGACAUGUGCAAGAAUAGCCCAGAUGCGUUAAUUAUUGGUCGUAUGGGUAUUAGAUUGGGUUGGGAAGCUGGCAGUGUAGAGGAUACUGUUUCUACUUUGGCUGAUGAAUGGUAUCCCCGUCUGGUUAAAAGUCCCAAUUUUGCCGAAGGUAUUCAGGCGUAUGUGGACAAACGACCGCCGAAGUGGGUAAAUUCAAAGCUGUGACUGGUGAGAGGGCGUGGCCUUUGACGGCAAUUAACAAUUUUGCAGCGCUAUCUCUUUCAGGAAGGAGAAAUGGUGUCGUUUAGAGCUGUUUACGAGCAGCCAUUUAUUUCGUGUGGUAAAGAAAAUUUCCAUAGUGGGGAAGCCAAGGAAUGGUGGAGAAAGUAUGUAAUUAUUAUCUUAUCAGAUGACA